Daldinia childiae is the source of this 999-nucleotide messenger RNA. RefSeq names its product Amino-acid transporter arg-13. The record is from RefSeq and is a predicted model, not a curated record. Bases 1 to 999 code for a protein of 332 amino acids. Gene Ontology annotation, biological process: mitochondrial L-ornithine transmembrane transport. NCBI's taxonomy places the organism in Eukaryota, Fungi, Ascomycota, Sordariomycetes, Xylariales, Hypoxylaceae. The transcript is spliced from 2 exons. Gene Ontology annotation, molecular function: L-ornithine transmembrane transporter activity.
AUGGCAAGCGCAGAAGUAGAGACAAUGGCGGCGAAACCCUCGCAGACUUCUAUUCAAGGAAGGUCGGCUGUACUAGAAGCCGUACAAGAUAUUGUUUAUGGAUCUACCGCUGGCAUCGUAGGCAAAUACAUUGAAUAUCCUUUCGACACAGUCAAGGUUAGGUUGCAGUCUCAACCGGACCAUCUCCCUCUUCGUUAUACUGGUCCGCUUGAUUGCUUUCGGCAGUCUAUCAAAGCCGAUGGUUUUCUAGGGCUAUAUCGUGGAAUAAGUGCGCCGCUUUUCGGAGCCGCGGCUGAGACAAGUAGCCUCUUCUUCUUCGAGCGCAUAGGGCGCGAAGUGGUGUACGCGUCGGGAUACUUUUCGCGCGAUCGGGUGCUUCCGCUUUCGGCAUUAUGGUUUACUGGCGCUUUUUCGGGAGCAUUCACCUCUUUCGUCCUUACACCAAUUGAACUUGUAAAAUGCAAGAUUCAAGUGCCCACAACGACUAGUAUAGAUGGGGCAGCGCCGAGGCCCCCCCGUAUCAUGUCCGUCAUCCGAGAUGUAUACAAACACGAGGGCAUAAAGGGCUUCUGGCAUGGCCAAAUGGGUACAUUUCUCCGAGAAUCCGGCGGCUGCGCAGCUUGGUUCGGUUCCAAAGAGACCACAACAAAAAUGUUCUAUCUCCUCAAUGAGCGAUCUGCUACGUCGCAAGCGGAGAAGGAUAUCUUGGCUACAGAGGCAUUGCCGUUAUGGCAACAAGCUGUCGCUGGCGCCUCUGCCGGUAUGUCCUAUAAUUUCUUGUUCUUUCCCGCCGACACCGUCAAGUCUCGUAUGCAGACCGCACCAGUUGGCCAGUCUACUCAACCUAGGACGUUUUGGCAGGAGGGGAAGGCAUUGUGGAAUCAACACGGAUUGCGCGGACUCUAUCGCGGAUGCGGUAUUACAGUUCUGCGAUCAGCACCCAGCUCAGCGUUCAUCUUUAUCGUUUUUGAUGGCCUAAAACGGUAUUUUCCGAUGUGA